Molecule: messenger RNA, 1510 nt
Organism: Beta vulgaris subsp. vulgaris (sugar beet)
Lineage: Eukaryota; Viridiplantae; Streptophyta; Magnoliopsida; Caryophyllales; Amaranthaceae
Product: protochlorophyllide reductase, chloroplastic
Exons: 5
Coding region: 110-1318 (402 amino acids)
Molecular function (GO): protochlorophyllide reductase activity
Source: RefSeq, a predicted model, not a curated record
UUAAAUAUCAGUUUCUUCAGCUCUGCAUUUUACUCAAACUUGAAACUUUUUUUUAUAACAAAUAACUUUUUCCAAGUUAUUGAAGUUUACUAUAUAAAAAACCAAAAAAAUGGCUCUCCAAGCUACAUCUUUGCUUCCUUCUGCUUUUUCCAUCCCUAAAGAGGGAAAAUCAAAUGCUUCCCUUAAGGACUCAAGCUUGUUUGGUGUCUCUCUUUCGGACUACGUUAAAGCUGACUUUACCUCAUCUGCUUUGAGGUGCAAGAGAGAAUGCAAUGCAACAAGAUCAACAGUUGGACCAAUCAGAGCACAAACCUCAGCAGUAGCAACACCAGGAGUGACGCGAUCAACAUCAGAGCAAAAGAAAACACUAAGAAAGGGCAGUGUCAUAGUCACCGGUGCAUCAUCUGGUCUAGGACUCGCAUCAGCGAAGGCACUAGCCGAGACAGGCAAAUGGCAUGUAAUCAUGGCGUGCAGGGACUUCCUUAAGGCAGAAAGGGCAGCUAAAUCUGCUGGAAUGGCAAAGGAGAACUACACCAUAAUGCACCUUGAUCUGGCUUCCCUUGAUAGUGUGAGGCAGUUUGUGAACAACUUUAGGCAAUCAGGAAGGCCCCUUGAUGUUUUAGUUUGCAAUGCUGCUGUUUACCAACCUACUGCCCGGGAACCUUCUUUCAGUGCUGAAGGGUUUGAGCUUAGUGUUGGGACUAAUCAUCUUGGUCAUUUCUUGCUCUCGAGGUUGUUGCUUGAGGACUUGAACAAGUCGGAUUAUCCUUCCAAAAGGCUCAUCAUAGUUGGAUCUAUAACAGGUAACACAAAUACAUUGGCUGGAAAUGUGCCUCCAAAGGCCAACCUAGGGGACAUGAGGGGGCUUGCUGGUGGAUUGAAUGGCCUAAACAGCUCGGCUAUGAUAGAUGGUGGAGAUUUUGAUGGUGCCAAGGCAUACAAAGACAGCAAAGUCUGCAACAUGCUCUGCAUGCAGGAAUUCCACCGCCGUUACCAUGAAGAGACUGGCAUCACCUUUGCGUCUCUAUAUCCCGGCUGUAUUGCGACAACAGGCUUGUUCAGGGAACACAUCCCCUUGUUCAGAAUUCUUUUCCCUCCCUUCCAAAAGUUCGUCACCAAGGGCUUUGUCUCUGAAGAUGAAGCUGGAAAAAGACUUGCCCAGGUUGUGAGUGACCCAAGUUUGACAAAAUCAGGAGUAUACUGGAGCUGGAACAAGGCAUCGGCGUCAUUCGAAAAUCAGCUGUCUCAAGAAGCCAGUGAUCCUGCAAAGGCUAAGAAAGUCUGGGAGAUCAGUGAGAAACUAGUUGGUUUGGCUUAGUAAGUUAUGCAGAUGUCACAUGUGCUCUGCUAACUUUGUGCAAACGGGAGAGGUCUUGGCAUCCAAAUUUUAGGAAUUUCAGAUAGGAGUGGAAGAAUUGAGAUUCUGAGUAUUUUGUAAGGAAACUUUUGCUUUGUAAGUAGUUCACUUGAUUGUGAUUCAUAAUAAAACCUACUAAUCCCCUUUGGCAAA